AUGGGCGAGAUUGCUGAAGCUUACCUUGGAUCAACAGUGAAGGAUGUUGUUAUAAUUGUGCCUACAUACUUUAAUGUUUCACAACGUGGUGGUACUUUGGACGUGUCUAUUCUCACAUUUGAGAUUGGUGCUAUCAAUGUUAAGGCGAUUGCAGGAGACACUCACCUUCGGGGACAAGACUUUGAUAAUACAAUGGUGAACCAUUUUGUGAAAGAGUUCUCGAGGAAGUAUAAAAUCGACAUUAGUGGAGAUCCAAGAGCCCUUAGGAGGUUGAACUCUGCUUGCGAGAAAGCAAAAAGGAUACUUUCUUCCAAUACUACGACCACCAUUGAGAUAGAGAGUUUAAAUCAAGGAAUAGAUUUCUACUCAUCGAUUAGUCGCGCAAAGUUUGAGGAACUCAACAAGAAUCACUUCGACAAGUGCAUGGAGAUUGUAGAAAAGUGUAUAAUUGAUAGUGGGAUGGACAAGAGUAGCAUUCAUGAUGUUGUCCUUGUUGGUGGCUCUACUAGGAUUGUAAAAGUGCAACAAAUGGUGAGUGAUUUCUUCGGGGGGGAAGCUUUUAUGCAAAAGCAUCAAUGUCGAUGA
Molecule: messenger RNA, 585 nt
Organism: Medicago truncatula (barrel medic)
Lineage: Eukaryota; Viridiplantae; Streptophyta; Magnoliopsida; Fabales; Fabaceae
Product: heat shock cognate 70 kDa protein
Exons: 2
Coding region: 1-585 (194 amino acids)
Molecular function (GO): ATP binding; ATP-dependent protein folding chaperone
Source: RefSeq, a predicted model, not a curated record